AAGAGGAUGGAAAGGUAGUAGUGAAAAGCGUGUUAGUUUUAGUUUUUGCACCUCCUACUCCAAAGACACUCUCUCUGACCCUCUCUCUCCCACAGUCGAUAACCGGCGCCGCCUUCUCUCUCUCUCAACUUCCCAAGCUCGUGCCACGCGAGGCCAGCACCGUUCUGAGUCCAACUCCACCGCCGGCGGACGGAGUCCAAGCUUCCGCUGCCUCCUUCUUCUUCAUGUUUAUCAACAUUGCUCCAUUGAAAUGAUAAAAAAAGAGCUGGAACUUUUAGAGUGAAAAAAGAUGUAUGGCAGUGGAGGAAGGUGGUUGCGCUUCUUUGUUCAAUUCAAGCUUUUUCCAACAACACCAUUCUGCAACAAAUCUGUCCAGAACCGUUCCUUUUGUACUCCGGCGAAUAACAAUACCAAUAAUAACAGCAUCGUUACUGAUGAAAGGUAUCGGCAGCUCGAAAAUCUCGACAUGAUGACUGCUGCUAAGAUCCUUUUCACUGAUCCCCCAAAGAAGAAAAAGUUUGGGUUUGAUUUCCAUCUUGUGCAAUUUUUUUUUGCGUGCAUGCCUUCCUUGGCUGUAUAUUUGGUGGCGCAGUACGCUCGUUAUGAAAUAAGAAAAAUGGAAGGGGAAGUGGAGCAGAAAAGGAAGAAGAAGGCAGAAGAAGAAGCAAAGGAAAGAGAAAAAGAAUUGGAACUAAAUCCCCCAGAGGAAAAGGAAACAAAAUCUGAUUCCCAGCUAUCAGAGGUGAAAGAGAGACUUGACAAACUUGAAGAGACAGUAAAGGAGAUUGCUGUUGUAACAAAGAAGCAAUCAAGCAGCAACAUAGACACAAAUCAGGUAACUGGUGAUGAGAAAAAACCCAUAAAUUUUUCUGCACCAACGAACACGAGUUGCAGUUCAGCAUCUCUCAAGUCAAAGCCAGAAUUAGAUGAAGAAAGUAAAGGUUCAGUGGCAACACCAAAUUCUUCUCUUCAGGAUCCAACAGGCCAGAAUCAAAGUGGAAGAGCUUCUUAAGGUGCUUGGAUCUUAAGAACAUUUUUGAAGUCAAAGUACAUAAUACAUCAGAAGCUGUAUGCAUGGCCCUUCUUAUUGGUAUUUUUUUGUUAAGAAGUGAAUAGUUAGUAAAUUAUGCUUCACAUGUUACCAAACUUGUCAUCCCCCUUUCCUCCUAGGGGAUGAUUUUUGAAUUUAUGUUGGGAAGGAAAAUUGAAAUGGGAAAGCUAUCUUUGUUGCAUCAGUUUGAUAGCUGUAGGGGGAAACCUGAAAGCCAUUCAUAGCUGGGUUUUAUGCUGUCUGCAAUCAUGCAAGAUUUCAUGGAAGAAUUCAGUAAAUUGAUAGAUAUUGCCUAGGCCAUGAUCAUUUUGCAUGUCUUGAGAAAUUUGGAUGCAUCAUGCAUGUCAUCUCUUCAUGAAAUGAUUGACUGGAUAUCAUGAUUCUCUCUAUCAGGCAGUUCACUUUGCUUCUUUCCAUGAUAUAAUUAAAUCCAAAAUUGAUAGAGAAGAAAGGAGAUAUUAAUGUGUGAAAAAUUUCUAUCCAUUGAUCUA
Messenger RNA from Cicer arietinum (chickpea), 1542 nucleotides. RefSeq lists its product as uncharacterized. NCBI's taxonomy places the organism in Eukaryota, Viridiplantae, Streptophyta, Magnoliopsida, Fabales, Fabaceae. The record is from RefSeq and is a predicted model, not a curated record.